Molecule: messenger RNA, 420 nt
Organism: Triticum turgidum subsp. durum (durum wheat)
Lineage: Eukaryota; Viridiplantae; Streptophyta; Magnoliopsida; Poales; Poaceae
Source: the annotation of a GenBank genome assembly
AUGGCCAUCAUCAAGCAGUCGCUCAUUGUCCUAGUGCUGCUCAUAUGCGGAGCAGGCGGCUCCACCACACCGGCGCCGGCGCCGGAGCCGGCGCUGCUGACGCAGGAUAAUCUGUGUGUCGGCAUAAGCACUACCAACGAAGAGAUGGUCUGCGUCGCCGACGGCGCACUGGCGUGCUUCGCCGAAAAUGUAGUCACCGACGAGCUUACCUUCACGCCAUGCUUCGUCACCGCCGCCGGCGAAUGCUUGGCCAAGGAUAAGGAGGAGCCCAGCAAGAACCACUGCAUCGGCCUAGAGAUCAGCGACCUGAAAUGCCUUGGAGAUAGCGCCUGGACCUGCUACAACAGCUUCACCGGGUACAUCCCUCCCGCCUUCAUCGCGUGCUUCCCAGGCAGAGCCCCCAUGUGCACCCCACAGUGA